Anastrepha obliqua is the source of this 2138-nucleotide messenger RNA. RefSeq lists its product as uncharacterized. The coding region runs from base 366 to 1568 and encodes 400 amino acids. The transcript has 3 exons. The record is from RefSeq and is a predicted model, not a curated record. NCBI's taxonomy places the organism in Eukaryota, Metazoa, Arthropoda, Insecta, Diptera, Tephritidae.
UGCUUUCGGUUCUUGCGGCAGUAGAAAUGCAACUGAGGAAGUAUGAUAACGAACGUCAAGGAAAUAUGUGUGUUAAAAAAUUCGGUUUAGUGAUGAAGACUCAGAAUUGUUUAUAAAAAACCAAGAAUAAAAUGUGAAUUAGCAAAGGCUGAUUACAAUGUGUAAAAUAUGUAUAUCUUUGAAAUAACUAACAAUUGAUAUAAAAAAUUAUAUAAAAUGUAUAUUGUAUACAUAUACAAAUGUGCAUAUAUCAUUUAGAAGAACAAAGAAUACCAGAAUUUUCACGGCAACUUCAUUUUAUUGUUUUAAUAUCAGUAUCAUUAUGGUGGAAUUUUUUCAAAAAACGUAACUUUUAAGAACAGACAAUGGUUAGUAAAAGUGCAGUGAGCGGCGAGGAACGCCCAGUUUUCAUUCCGCCACGCAAACGUCAGACAUCGAAAAAAGUGAAUGGCGCACAAAACUAUGUCGACCACAUUGUUAACGUACAGAACCGUCAAAAACUUUCGCCAUCAAAUCCUGCACUUGACGAGGACUUACUCAAAACCUCCUUAAUAUUGAAAAAUAAACAACCACUGCCGCAAAUACCAGGUGCUCAGACCAAUGGAGAUGCUACCGACGACCAAUUGGCACACAAGACUUCACAGUCAAUAGACAAUAUUUAUGAAGAUGAUAAUGAAUUGCAGAAUUUCGAGAGCGUUUCACAAGGCACAAAAUCAACAAAUCGGCAUGAAAGUACUACAGUUACGCCAAGUAGCUAUUCAGAGAGUAGUUUGGAUGCAAAGUCUCACGAUUGUCUCAGCAAUCGCUCCUCCUCAAAGAAACGCGUAAAUAUUCGUACCGAUCCCUUGCAUGUGCGAAGCCAACGUGAGUCACCAGAAAUAACUAACUAUGAGGAUCUGGAAUCGGGUGAGACGAGCGUUUUAAAUGCCGAUGUGCAUAGUUUGGAAAGGUACAAUACGCGCAGGUCAAUGGAUAGUAAUUAUCUAACUAUGACAGGUACAAUUAAACGGGGCCGCAAAAAGGGUCAAAGCCUGGAUCUGCAAAUCAAUAUCAGUCGCGAAGAGCUGGAACAAAUCAAUGCUGUUACAACUGCCACUCAGGUGAAUAAACAGCAGAAUCUCUGUUGCACCUGCACUCCGAAAACCGGUCUACAUAUUCUCAUCUUAUCGCUGAUAUGUCUUCCAUUCGUGACGUUAGUCUCGAGCAUAUAUUCAUUUUAUAUUGGCACACUCACCUGGUACAACAUGUUCAACUACUUCAAUGAGGAAAAAUCUUGCGUUUAUAAAUUCUUUAUGUCACCCAUACUUAUACUCGCCUAUCCGGUGGGCAUACUCGUUUGCACCCUCGGCCUAGGCAUAUAUGCGGGCAUUGUGCAAUUAAGUCUACAACUCAAUAGCUGGUUGAACGAGAUGGCCGACAUUGAGAAGGGCUUCUACGGCUGGUUAUGCUCAUUCCUACAUCUCUCCGAUUGCAGCCCAUACGAAGUGGUCAUAUUAACGGACAUACGACUGCCGCACGAUGUGCCUCGUGUACAUGUGAAUACUUCCACUGAAGAAUUAUCGCUGUAAGCGCACCGCAGGACGAACAAAAAUCGGUAUUUACUUGCAACUCAAUAGUGAACAGAAGCCGUCAAGUUUUUUGGAAAGUGAUAUCACACAAAUAUUGUGGAAUGCAAAUCGAAAAGUGCAACAAAGAUUAUUUUCAAUUUUCGCUAAUGUAGUAGUGUACUUUUUUGUGUGCAGAUAGCGAAAGAUAAGGCGUUGGGUGAUAAUUUAGAAAGCGUAAUAUUAAAAAAAAAAAAAAACGAAAAAAGAAACAGUUUAAAGAGUAGAAAAUAAGUAAAUUUAAAUAUUAGAUUGCGCGCUAUGCUAUUUUCGUUUCAGAAACGUACAUACCUAUACGUACACAAACAUACUACUACACAUGUAGAUAAUGAUAAUAAGUAUUAGUAUUCGACAAACGGCAUCUUAUAUACUUGCAUACAUACUUAUACAUAUAUGCAUAUGAUACCAAGGCGAAUCUAAUUAAAAUUAAUGAAUUAACGAAUGCGCCUCGUACGCUAUCAUACAAAUUUUUUGGUAAAUGUGAAAUGCGAUUUUUUCUUAUCACAUUUUCAAAGGAAAUAAAAGGUGCGAAUA